Messenger RNA from Phytophthora nicotianae INRA-310, 750 nucleotides. RefSeq lists its product as hypothetical. The coding region runs from base 208 to 567 and encodes 119 amino acids. The record is from RefSeq and is a predicted model, not a curated record. The transcript is spliced from 2 exons. NCBI's taxonomy places the organism in Eukaryota, Oomycota, Peronosporomycetes, Peronosporales, Peronosporaceae.
AAUCGAGCUGUUCCACACAAGUUAGAAGCUCUAGUAAAAAUUAGCUUGUUUAUAGAAGACCGCGACAGUGAGGCAACACUGGAAGAAGCUCUUGCCAUCAUAGAUUCCUUCGACCUCGAAGACGCUAUUACAAGUGAUAACAGUGAUUCCCCUCAUCUGGAAGUUUCUGAGGAAGACAACGCUCGGAGCCACACAGCAACCAAGAAGAUGAAGAAGCGGAAGAGUUCCAACCUAAGUUCAUCAACACGGCUACAACAACGGAAGAAGGCUGAGCUGCUGUAUCUGCGGCGCCACAUCCAAGAAAUGGAGGAAUAUAUCGAGCAACUGAGGACCCAGUGUCUUCAGGAUAUCCCCCGCAUGAAGUCAGAAUGCGUGAAGGAUGGAAGGGCGUCUUGGAUGGAACUAGCCAGCUUAAGCUAUCAAGCACGACUUCAAUCAGAAGAAACGAACCGAGGUCUGAAAGCGAUCAUGGCCACCCAGGCGCAAGUGAGUGAGUCGCUGCGUGGGAUCAUACAGAUGCAAGUCUCGUUCCAGGAGGACGAUGCCGUAUACACCGAGGCGUUGUGAUGACGGCAACACUGGAAUUGAUGCAACUAACAAACCUACAACUUGUAGGCUACAAGCUGUAGAUCUUACUCUGUGAAAAGGCGAAUACUCAUUGAUAUCGACUUUCUGUAGGAGGAAAGAAAAGGUUAGGCUCGUCAAGAAUAUGGCAAGUAUUUCUGUACUAAGGUUAAUCGUAUUUGCAGC